AUGUCUGUGUCGCAAUCAACAAAUCAAAGCGAAACCGGUCAAGACGAACAUGCAGACCAGGAUGCCAGCGCUCGGUCACGAAACCCAAACCUGACUCUUGAUCACGAAGGAAUUCGAUACGAGAGGUCUCAGCAAUUAAGAAGAAAUCGCUCAGCUGCUAAAGGAGUUGUUACUAAAAAGAUUAAAGAAUUGACCGAACUGACAACAAGUGUAAUAGACGCCAGCGAAGCUCGAAUAAAGGCUCAAGAAUUCAAGGACGUAGCAGUGAAAUUUUACCUCGCUAACGCCGAUUAUCAUGUAACGAUCAUGGACGAGUAUGAUUUACAAGACUCCGAAGAAUAUUUUCAUAACGAAACUCAAAGAAUCGAAGCUUUUAAGCGAACACUAGCGGACUGGAUUCAUAGUUUGUCAAACCCAAACCCGUCGCCAUUGGAGUGUGAAAUCAAUCCAAACGACUCAGUAAGCAAUGUUGGCUCCAAAACUCGGUCACGUCGGAGUACCAAAGGCUCGGUAUCAAGUUCUCGACGAUCCCGGGUUAGCUCGUCGGCGCAAAUUUCAAAGACGGCAGCAGCAGCAAAAAAGGCUAUGUUAACA
Molecule: messenger RNA, 594 nt
Organism: Paramuricea clavata
Lineage: Eukaryota; Metazoa; Cnidaria; Anthozoa; Malacalcyonacea; Plexauridae
Source: the annotation of a GenBank genome assembly